Pollicipes pollicipes is the source of this 881-nucleotide messenger RNA. RefSeq names its product protein singles bar. NCBI's taxonomy places the organism in Eukaryota, Metazoa, Arthropoda, Thecostraca, Pollicipedomorpha, Pollicipedidae. The coding region runs from base 66 to 638 and encodes 190 amino acids. The transcript is spliced from 5 exons. Gene Ontology annotation, cellular component: membrane. The record is from RefSeq and is a predicted model, not a curated record.
GAGUGCGCGGCGGCCACCUCUACACGACGUAGGCCCAUCCCCUGGUGACACGACACUGUGCCGCGAUGAUCUCGACCGUCAGUCGCGGCGUUCCCAUGCGGACAACGCGAGGUCAGGUCAGGUCAGACAGCAGGAGCGGCUGUAGCCCGUGCGCCUGCUGCUGCUGCGGCUGCUGCCGCUGCCUCAACCUCAGCUUUCUCAGGACCCGGAUCGGCCUGCUGAAGCUGGUAGAAAUGGCACUCGGCGGCAUAUGCCAGAGCCUGCUGAUCAAUUACGGCAUCGGCUACUCCGCCUCGCUGGGUCACGCCUACUCGAUCUUCCUGACGACGGCCUGCGCCUGCCUCUUCAGCACCGGCAUACUGCUGCUCUGUUACCUGGUCUCCGCCCCGUCUGUGGCACUUAUCCGACAGUCGAUAUUUGAGACGCUGUUCAACGGCGUGGCGGCCGUGCUGUACCUGGGCGCCUCAGCGUUUCUUUCCUUUACCGUACAGUCGGUGUUGUGGCCACAGUAUGUGGUGACUCCUUACUUCCAGGUGUAUCCAGCGCUCACUGCCGCCUACUGCCUGGGCCUGGUCGUCGGCUGUGUCCACGGGUACGACGCGUUCCUGGCGUACCGCUGGUACCGACACCGGCAGUGACGUCACAGACGAAGCCACCUCCUCUCCGAGGGGGCGGGCGGAUAAUCCUCCCAGUGAACAGAGUUCACGCACCACGGCGCGCGUCAUUUGUCUCAUCGCCAUAACGCCAAGACGCGACAUAUGGAGCAAAACAUGCUCUUGAAAUUUUCCUGUUGACCAUGGUCACUUUCCGCGUACUUCUGUGGCCUAACUUGUGGUCUCGACCGCGGUAGGCAUCCACCUGCACAAAUCUCUUAUUGAAUA